GCCCGACCUCAUAGAACUUCACAUCCGAUGCGCCCGAGACGCUGAUCCUAAAACUAGAUGUCGUUACCGGAAGGGCCUAGUUGCGGAUCGGGUGGUCAUAGCUUCGAGAACAUCCAUAUCCACAAUAAAGCUCAUCUUGGCGAUGCGCACUACCAUUUCCCAGAGCUACCUAGAGCCUUACCUCGGCCUAGCUACGCUGGCCACUACUCGUACUCCUCCCUCCCACCGGUUACGACCUUCGUGCAACGACCUAGCCUCCACGAUGAGCUCCACGAGCAACUUACAAAGGAAAGGGUCAGAGACGAUGCCCAGAGUUCAAGAAUCGUUGUCGUGUCCGGGCUAGGUGGGGCUGGCAAGACACAGCUCGUCCGGAGCUACAUUCGACAACACCGACAGGAAUACAGCGCGAGUUUUUGGAUCGAGGCUGGCCGCAAAGCAACCACCGAGCGUGGCUUCCUAGAGGUCUACCGCCUGCUGUUUGACGUAGCCACAUUCGGAGACGGUAGCGUGAAGAUCGAAGAUGCGGUGGUGGCGAUUAAGAACUGGUUUAACGGGCGAGAGGGCAGGUGGCUGUUUGUUUUUGAUGGGGCGGACAGAAUUAACGGCGCCGACGGUGACAAGUAUCUGGAUGACCUUGUUAAUAUCCAGCAUUUCAUCCCAGACUCACCAUAUGUCAAUGUCGUCAUUACUACCCGCAGCUUAACCGCCGAAGGACUCACGCCGCUACAAGCGGUGAGGGUAGCUAAAAUGGAACCUGAUGAGGCGGCGACCCUCUUUAAAAAAUGUUCGAAGAUAGACUACAAAGACCACGACGAGGCUACCGUCCACAAAGUCGUAGGCGAGCUUGGCUACUUCGCACUCGCAGUCAGCCUCUCUGGGGCGUAUGUGUGCAAGACUGACCGUCUCAAGUCGGAUCUACGAGAAUAUCUCAAGGAAUACCGCGAGCGUCGAAAGGAGAUACUAGCUCAAAAGCCUAUCCGGCUCGUCCACCAGUACGGAGAAAGUGUCCUUACUACAUGGGAGACAACAUUUGAUGCAGUCGUGCAGCAGUCUAUUGAGGCGUCAAAGCUUCUGACGCUGCUAGGAUUCAUCAACUUCGACGAUAUUUCCAUCAAGCUCUUCCUACCUGCAAGCAGAGUUGGCAACAAUCAAGUCAAUCAAGUCGGGGUGAAUUGCUUGAUUGAUUGACGGAUCUGGCACGUUUUGAUUGACUUGAUUGA
Messenger RNA from Lindgomyces ingoldianus, 1220 nucleotides. RefSeq lists its product as uncharacterized. Bases 58 to 1188 code for a protein of 376 amino acids. The record is from RefSeq and is a predicted model, not a curated record. Gene Ontology annotation, molecular function: ADP binding. NCBI's taxonomy places the organism in Eukaryota, Fungi, Ascomycota, Dothideomycetes, Pleosporales, Lindgomycetaceae. The transcript has 2 exons.